Molecule: messenger RNA, 2394 nt
Organism: Rhinichthys klamathensis goyatoka
Lineage: Eukaryota; Metazoa; Chordata; Actinopteri; Cypriniformes; Leuciscidae
Gene: grhl2b
Product: grainyhead-like transcription factor 2b
Exons: 16
Coding region: 343-2151 (602 amino acids)
Biological process (GO): brain development; regulation of transcription by RNA polymerase II; neural tube development
Cellular component (GO): nucleus
Molecular function (GO): RNA polymerase II cis-regulatory region sequence-specific DNA binding; DNA-binding transcription activator activity, RNA polymerase II-specific
Source: RefSeq, a predicted model, not a curated record
UACACAGGGGGAAAAAAACCCAUCAAAGUUUACCUAUAGGCUAGGUCUAUAAGCAAACAAUUCGAACAUUAAACGUGGAUUUAACAUGAUAUAAAGAUUUAAAAUAUAUUUUUGAAACUCAAAAUUAGGCUACACGUUAAAAUCUCCGAGAAGGACGGGACAGGGUGCUCAGGUGCUUCCUACCUGCUCCUUCAGCCCUUGAGAAAUAGGCUAAUCAGAGAGGGAAAAGUCGAUUUACCUGUAGCCCGGGUUCUGGCAUCUCUCACUCGCGCUCUGUCUUCUGUUACCUGCACCGACUUGAAAGUCCAGUUUCACAAGGAAGAACCGCGGAGGAAGAGAAAUAUGUCACAGGAGACAGACAGUAAGAGGCUGGUUGUAGUGGUGCCCAAUGAGACGUCCUUCCACCAGCGUCGGGCCUACACCAGUGAGGAUGAGGCCUGGAGGUCUUAUCUGGAGAAUCCACUUACUGCGGCCACAAAGGCCAUGAUGAGCAUAAAUGGAGAUGAAGACAGUGCUGCCGCCCUGGGGCUCCUCUAUGACUACUACAAGGUGCCCAAAGAUAAGAGAGUUUUACCAAUCAGCAAAGUGGUUGAAAUUUCAGAGGAACUGGAAAAGAGAAACACUACAGUGGGAAACAGCAGUCAAAUGGAGCCGGAGACAGUGGAUAAUCGUGUGCAGGUACUGAAAUCAGUGCCCGUUAAUCUGACACUCAACACGGAUCACCAGGACACCAAACGGGAACAGUACAGCGUGGCGGCUGGAGAGAGUGGGGCCGCUGCUGUGGUAAAGGCUGAGGUGUACACUCCUGCUUUCAUGGCUUCGGGAGUUCACUACAGGACAGAAGGAGAGGAACAUAUGCGGGUCAUCUGUGAACAGGCCCACUCGUACGACACCUCGGCUGUAUGUCAUAGUGGAUAUAGGAAGGAUGACCAUCGCAGUAGUCCAGAUAGCACCUAUGAAGAAGACAGCAAUGAAAAGUACCCCCCAUCGUCGAUUGGAGCUGAUGACUUCAUAUUUGACCAGUCGGAUAUGUUAGACACUUUCCAGUACACAUUAGAGGCCAGCAGGUCGUUGCGACAGAAACAGGGUGAGGGGCCUAUGACCUAUCUGAAUAAGGGCCAGUUCUACGCUAUUACACUGAAUGAGACAAGUGCCAAUAAACGCCUCCGACAUCCCAUCAGCAAAGUGAGGAGUGUCAUCAUGGUUGUAUUCAGUGAAGAUAAGAACCGUGAUGAGCAGCUGAAAUACUGGAAGUAUUGGCACUCCCGCCAGCACACUGCAAAGCAGAGGGUUCUAGACAUCGCUGACUACAAAGAGAGCUUCAACACAAUUGGGAAUAUUGAAGAAAUCGCCUACAAUGCUGUGUCCUUUACCUGGGACGUGAAUGAGGAGGCCAAGAUCUUCAUCACGGUGAACUGUCUGAGCACAGAUUUCUCCUCUCAGAAGGGGGUGAAGGGUCUUCCUCUGAUGAUACAAAUAGACACCUACAGCUACAACAACCGCAGUAACAAACCACUGCAUAGAGCCUACUGCCAGAUCAAGGUCUUCUGUGAUAAGGGAGCGGAGAGGAAGAUCAGAGAUGAGGAGAGGAAACAGAACCGCAAGAAGACAAAAGGAAAGGAUGGAGGCGUUGGGGCGGUUAAUCUCCCGAAAAAGUGUGACGCCAUCUUCUUUAAAAUGAUGACUGAUUUGGAUGCUCAGCCGGUUCUCUUUAUCCCGGAUGUGCACUUUGGAAACUUACAGAGGGCAGGCCAGGUAUUUGCAUUUAAUACUGAGGAAAUUGAACGAGAGGGAAGUGUGCUGGUAAAGAGGAUGUUCCGGUCAUCUGAGGAUGACUUCUGCCCACCGCCUCAUAAACAGCUAAGAGAGGAGACACAGAAGAGAGUGCUCUUGUAUGUGAGGAAGGAGUCAGAUGAGGUGUUUGAUGCUCUAAUGCUGCGGACGCCCACUCUCAGAGGACUCAUGGAUGCAAUUUCUGAGAAGUAUGGUGUUCCCAUUGACAGAAUGGUCAAGAUUUACAAGAAGAGCAAGAAAGGGAUCCUGGUGAACAUGGAUGACAAUAUCAUUGAGCACUACUCUAAUGAGGACACUUUUAUCCUGAGUAUCGAGAACUACGCAGAUGCAUACAAAAUCACAUUAAUGGAAAUAUGAACUUCUCGUGUGUUUCUAACAUUCAGUGUGUUUAAGCUAAAAGACUUGUUACUUGGACUCCAACCUGGUCAAAUUCAUCGUCAGCUGUCCACACAUUGAAUUGACAUCGGCAAAUGCUGAUAUACCUCAUUUUUAAGAGACCUCAAGUAUGAUUUUUAAAGGGUCAAUAGGAGUUUCAGUGCGUCCCAAACAUUUCCAGGAUUUCACUGUUCUAGUGUGGAUGUAAAGACUUUUGCUAGUUGA